AUGCGGCGUCGCUCACGUACAUCGGGCGGCUUGGUGAGGCGUGCGGGGAUGACCGUCACGCUUUUGAGCUGAAGAAAGACAGACAAGCAGAUCAGCAUCCGAUCAUACCGGCGAGGACAACCCACAAUGUUGCAUGAAAACACCGCAUCAACGUCAGGGUUAGGGUUCUAGGACUCGAGCUCGCAACGCAUAUUCCCGCGUCGCCACCCGUCUACUGCAGCAUCCUGUAGCGAAGCAGCGGCGAAAGACCGCAAAAUAGUACGCACACACUCGAGAGUUGCUAUUCAUUCGUGCUGUUUGUUUGUUUGCUGUCAUGCAGGCGUGCAGGCGUCAUCAGGUUCAGAUGGGAUCUGCUGUGUGCAAGUGUGUAGUGUGCCACGAGGACUAUCUCGCGUGUGGCGACAGGGCGCCUCAAGUGCUCAGAUGCGGUACGAGAGAGAGAUCGGAUGUGAACAGAGCAGCACACACGUACACACGAAAUGGAUGGAUGGAUGGAUGGGUUGCUUGUGUGUGUUGGUCCGCUCUCUCAGGGCGCUCGAUCUGCGGCCAGGUACGGGCGCAGCCAUGACCACAUUCGUAUUGCACAGAAUAUACUUUUGGUUCAUUCAGUGUGUCGGGCAGCUCAUCGACCACCACCCCCAUGGCCGUCGCGCAGCCAUCUGCCCCAAAUGCAGGUAAAUAGGUAAUCAAUCGAACGAAAAUCACAGUAAGCAUUGAUGCAUGUGUUCCCAUGUCUGCUGGUUGGCUCACAUGAGUGCAGGAAGGAGACCGCGGAGACUGACGUGAGUCCCAACCACGACAUGCGAGAGCUGCUGGCCUUUUUGGCGCCGACAGGCUCCCUCACGUGAGCGAGAAAAGGGCGCAGAGAACGGCUGUGCCAUUCCGUGUCGGUUCUUUGGUGCAUGGCUGUGUGCAGGUGGGCUGCGCAGUGGCUGGGCUACACGCUUGUCUGGAUGCCGCUGCGGGUGGGCAUCUCUCUGCUGGGGCACGCCGACACAGAGGAAAUGUACUAUGUACUAUGUGUACAUAUUAUGGUGAAUUAUGUGUACAUACUUGAUACACAUACCUAUGUGACGUCUGUGCGUGUCUGCGUGUGUGUGCGCAUGUCGGUGUGUGUGUGUGCUGCCGAAAGGCGACAUGGACAACGAGAAGAGUCGGUCUGCACUGCGUGUCUUUGCUUGUUAUCAACCGCGUGGAUGA
Molecule: messenger RNA, 1200 nt
Organism: Vitrella brassicaformis
Lineage: Eukaryota; Vitrellaceae
Source: the annotation of a GenBank genome assembly